This is a messenger RNA of Diachasma alloeum, 3491 nucleotides long. It is a transcript of the gene rb, whose product is annotated as AP-3 complex subunit beta-2. Gene Ontology annotation, cellular component: membrane coat; AP-3 adaptor complex. The coding region runs from base 135 to 3296 and encodes 1053 amino acids. The record is from RefSeq and is a predicted model, not a curated record. The transcript is spliced from 5 exons. NCBI's taxonomy places the organism in Eukaryota, Metazoa, Arthropoda, Insecta, Hymenoptera, Braconidae. Gene Ontology annotation, biological process: vesicle-mediated transport; intracellular protein transport.
ACAAUAUGGACGCCCGAUAGGGAGGCACUUGCCUGUCAAAAAUUCAUCCCUAUUCUAUCACGCUGUGGAAGUUUUUUUUUAACAUUUUCCUUUUGUAUAAUUGAAAUUUUGAAAAACGUCAAUUAUUUAUAAAAAUGUUGACCGCAGCAGCAAGUACGUUGUCCAACAAUACUGGUGGGUCUUACAGCAAUGAUAGGCCUUCGGAAUCAGAACUUGGCACAGAUCCGGCUUCUGGCGGAUUCUUUCACUCUGAUUAUAAAAAGCAUGACGAUUUGAAACAAAUGCUGGAUAGCAACAAGGACGGCUUAAAAUUGGAAGCUAUGAAACGAAUUAUUGGAAUGGUUGCAAAGGGCAGAGAUGCAUCCGACCUCUUUCCAGCGGUGGUAAAGAACGUAGUAUCAAAAAAUAUAGAAGUAAAAAAACUCGUUUACGUAUAUUUGGUUCGAUACGCCGAGGACCAACAGGAUUUGGCACUCCUCUCAAUUUCAACAUUUCAAAGAGCCCUAAAAGAUCCAAAUCAAUUGAUAAGAGCCAGUGCAUUGAGAGUUCUAUCCAGUAUACGAGUACCAAUGAUAGUUCCUAUUGUGAUGCUGGCAAUAAAAGACUCUGCAAGUGAUAUGUCUCCUUAUGUGAGAAAAACAGCAGCCCAUGCCAUUCCGAAACUUUAUUCACUCGACCCGGAGCAGAAAGAUGAAUUGAUCAGUGUUAUAGAGAAAUUACUAUCUGACAAGACGACGCUGGUGGUAGGGUCAGCUGUGAUGGCAUUUGAGGAAGUUUGCCCAGGGAGAAUUGAUUUGAUUCACAAGAAUUAUCGUAAAUUGUGUAAUUUGUUGGUGGAUGUUGAUGAAUGGGGCCAGGUGGUCAUUGUAAAUAUGUUGACAAGAUAUGCGAGAACACAAUUCGUUAAUCCUAAUGUUGAUGAGAUUGAGGAGGAUGAAAAUAAACCGUUCUACGAGUCUGACUCUGAAGAAUCGGUCGAUGUUGAUAAUAAAAAAACUAAAUUUUCUCUUGAUAUUGAUCAUCGUUUGUUGUUGAGAAAUACCAAACCAUUGUUGCAGAGUCGAAAUGCAUCAGUUGUUAUGAGUGUUGCACAGUUGUAUCACCAUGUUGCGCCUAGAACUGAAGUUAUGAUUGCCGCUAAAGCCUUAAUAAGGCUUUUAAGAAAUCAUCGAGAAGUACAGAGCAUCGUCCUUCACUGCGUUGCUAGCAUAUCAAUUUCGAGGAAAGGAAUGUUCGAACCUUUUCUCAAGUCGUUUUUCGUCAGAACCUCCGAUCCUACACAUAUUAAACUUCUCAAGCUGGAUAUUUUGACAAACUUGGCCACUGAGGCGAGUAUUGGAGUGAUUUUGAGGGAGUUCCAAACGUACAUUUCGAGCACUGAUAAGGAAUUCGUUGGGGCUAGUAUACAGGCUAUUGGACGAUGUGCCAGUAAUAUUAAAGAAGUUACGGACACUUGCCUCAGUGGAUUAGUCUCUUUAUUGAGUAAUCGUGAUGAAGUGGUGGUGGCCGAGAGUGUAGUCGUAAUAAAGAAACUUCUGCAGACCCAACCCAACGAACACAAGGAAAUAAUAGUUCACAUGGCAAAAUUAAUGGAUUUCAUCACUGUCCCCCAGGCGCGAGCCUCCAUUCUCUGGCUCCUCGGUGAAUACUCAGACAGAGUGCCAAAAAUUGCUCCCGACGUUCUUCGAAAAAUGGCAAAGAGCUUCGUAAAUGAAAAAGAUAUCGUGAAACUUCAAACUCUCAAUCUUGCUGUGAAACUGUGCCUCAAUAAUCCAGAACAAACAAAAUUAUUCUGUCAAUAUGUAUUCCAACUGGCCAAGUACGACCAAAACUACGACAUAAGAGAUAGAGCCCGAUUUCUACGUUCGUUUAUAUUCGAGGAGAAUGGUAAUACCGACAAAAAGCUUCCAGAACACGCAAAGAGGAUUUUCUUCACCCCUAAACCAGCCCCGACGUUGACAUCCCGAGUCAAAGGCUCCCAGUAUCAACUGGGAACACUCUCACAUUACUUGGACAUGUCCUGUUCAGGCUAUAAACCACUCCCAGAUUACCCUGAAGUUCCACCAGAUCCAUCAGUGCGUGACGUAGCAGAGCCAAUACCAACUCAAGAGCCAAGAGAGAAAUGUCAUGGGCGAAAAGAUAAAAAGGAGAAGAAAAUCAAGGAAAAAGCUUUCUACAGUGAUGAAGAAAGUUCUCCAGCGGAAUCAGAAGAGUCGGAGGGAUCUUCUGAGACAUCCUCGAGUGAAUCUUCAGAGAAUUCAGAUUCAGAUUCUGCAGAAUCUAGUUCAGAUGGUGAAAAAUCGGAGGAAAAGACUCAGAGAAAGAAAAACGUCAAGUCUGAAACGUCAGAGAGUCAAUCAGAGAGCGAAGAGUUAGAUUCUGAGGAGAGUGGGUCUUCUCGAAGUGAACCUGAAUUAAAGAAGCCUAGUGUUAAAAUUAAGAACGAAACUGUCAAGGAAAAGGCGAAGAAUAAUUUAGAUCUACUUCUAGAGCUUGAUGACAUUGUGCCCAUGACACCAAUGAUGACCCCGAGUCUUGGAGGCUUCCUUACGCCAAUGAAUUUUCCUAUAGGCAAUGUUAAUGGAAUCAGAGAGGUCUCAGCUACUUUCAUACCAGUUGAGAGAACAGAAAUUGUUAAUAAAAUCACUGGGAAGGGUUUGAAAGUUGAAUCGAGGUUUACUAGAUCCCAACAUCUUGUUAGCUCGAAUCUCACCAGUGUCGAGCUGACCUUUACAAAUUGUGGUAAUCAUACCAUCAAUAAUAUUCGUGUUGGGAAUAAGAAUUUAUCGUCUGGAAUGUCCAUGCACGAUUUUUCAACGAUUCCUACGCUUCAACCAAAUAUGAAUUGUUCUUCUGUACUUGGAGUGAAUUUCAAUGAUUCUAUGCAGCCUGCUAACUUCAACAUUGAGUUCAUCAUAGAUGACGAGAUACAUUCAGUUCCUGUUAGUUUGAAGGCACCAAUUGGGGAGAUUGUUAGGGCUGUCAAAUUACCAGAAAAUAUGUUCAUCGCUGAGAAAGAAAAAUUAAAAGGCAUGAAUGAACAUUGUUCAAAGAUCAAGUUUUCAGGGACGAAGAAACAUUUGCUGCAGAAAAUUUAUCAGGCUGCCAAUAUUUCCCUAGUUUUGGACGAAUGUGAUAUAAUGAGAUUCGCUGGUCGCACGGUAACAUCGAAAUCCAUGACCUUGAUAACGAUAAAAUUCCUAGAUUCCCAGGAGUUGGAGGUAUGUAUUAACUGUGAAAAAAUGGUCAUAGGCUCAAUGUUGUUGAACGAAAUCAAGAGUAACUUGCUGCAAUAAAAAUGCAAUUUAAAUUUUUUUCAAAGAGUAAUUUUUUGUUUUUAAAGAGUUUUUAAAGAGCCUCCAGUCCAUCUCUCAUUUCACUGAAAUUUUACAUAUUGGAAAGGACUGUAUAUUACAUACAGAAAAAAUACUCUAUAAUAUUACAACAUUAUGAAAAUUAUUUUUUUCUAAUAAAUUCAUAAAAUCAAUUAA